Molecule: messenger RNA, 1194 nt
Organism: Dentiscutata erythropus
Lineage: Eukaryota; Fungi; Glomeromycota; Glomeromycetes; Diversisporales; Gigasporaceae
Source: the annotation of a GenBank genome assembly
AUGUCUAUUCACGAUCGUGCCAAGUCCUUUUGUUCUUCACUUUUAGAAAGCAUUACGACUCCAAAAUCUAAAAAUGGGCCCAUAGUGACUCUUACUUAUGCACAAAGUCUCGAUAGCAGGAUCUCAGGACGUAAUGGCCAACAAUUAGCAUUAAGUUGCGAAGAAUCAUUCAUAAUGACACAUAGAUUGCGAAUUUUACAUGAUGGCAUAUUAGUUGGCAUCGGUACAAUAUUAAAUGAUAACCCACGAUUAACAGCGAGACUACUAGGUCCUGAUGAACUAGAAUCAACAAUAAGUCAGCCAAGACCAAUAAUACUAGAUUCUCAAUUGCGAUUUCCUCUUUCAUCAAAUGUGUUAAAGCAAUCAAAGAUGAAUGGAUAUAAAUCACCUUUGAUUGUUACUAGUUAUGAUCAUGAUUCUGCUAAACGAAAGUUGCUUGAGCAAGAAGGAGCAGUAGUCGUCCCAAUUGAAUCUAACAAAAAUGGACAACUUUCGAUUGCUCAUCUUUUAUCGAUAUUAAGUUCACCACCUUUCUCAAUUUGUCGAUUAAUGGUAGAAGGUGGUGCCAAAGUGAUCAAAUCUUUCUUAAAAAGUAACAUGGUUGAUUUGUUGAUUGUCACUAUCGCCCCAACAUUUGUUGGUGUGAAUGGAAUUUUGGCUAUUGAUAGUAAUUCAACAGAAAAUCAAGAACCACAUCAUCGGUUUUUAUACUACAAAACGCCAAAGCAAAAGAAUGAUGACAUAAUAGUCCCAACACAGAAUGUCGAAAAUUCAAAUAUAAAUAAACGCUUGCCGAAUAAUCAAAUUGAUUCGAUCCAGAACAAUUCAUCCGUUAACGUUGAUAAAUCUAAACCAAGUAUCAAUGUCACUACUUCCAUCAUACCAAAAGGUUGUAGUCCAUUCGUUACCAUGAUUAUUAAAUGGAAGACUCAUGGAGUUCCUAAAAACGAAAAAUUGGAAGUUCGAUUAAAUUGGUUUCCCAGUAGUAGAGCUAACUCAGGACCUGCAUUAUGGCCCGGUUUUCCAAAAAUUGUCUUAAAUCGCAAAAAAUCCAUACCUACGGAAAUUUAUAUGGGAAAAAAUCAAUCAUUAACUUUCUAUGUAACCAUUCGAUCAGUUCAUAAAAUCAGCAACCAAACAGUGUUUAACUAUGUUCCAAUUUUUGCCGUAAAAAAUCCAAGUUUUGCAUGUUAA